CUCUUAAAUGAGACAAAUAACCCAAUUAACUCCAAUUCUCUCUCUAUUUUCAACUCCCCCCUUUUUCUCUCUCCUUACUCCUACACUCCAUUAAUCAAUCAUCUUCUUCCAUAACUGACUUAACUUGCCGCCAUUGAAAUGCUUCCAUCAAAAGUUGGAUCAAGCAGAAGGUUUAACAUAGCGCCUCCAUUAGCAGCACCUGCAUCAGUUGUAGUUGCCAUUAAAGCUGAACGUGAUGUUUGUAAAGAUCCUUUAGCUUGGGCUCUUACUCAUGUUGUUCGUCCUUCUGAUUGCAUUUCUCUUCUCGCUGUUUUUCCCGAUAGAACUUCUGGAAGGAGAUUAUGGAAUUUUCCUCGUUUUACUGGGAAUUGUGCGGGUUUGGAGGGCGGAAACUUGCCGGAGAAGAUACUUGAGAUUUCUGAAUCUUGUUCUCAAAUGGCUCUCCAAUUCAACAAUCAAAUUCAGGUGAAGGUGAGAGUGAAGGUUGUAUUAGGCCUGCCUGCUGGAGAAGUGGCUGCUGAAGCAAAGAGAAACGGGGCCAGCUGGGUCAUAUUGGACAAAAAAUUGAAGGAUGAACUGAAACCUUGCAUUGAUAAACUCAACUGCAGCUUAGUUGUGAUGAAAGGUUCUCAACCUAAAGUCCUUAGACUUAAUUUAGGAUACUCCGAUGAGCCGCAGACCCCUUACUUUUCCGCUGCCUCUUCUCCAGCCUUAGAUAGUGGUAGACUGCUAAGCUUUAGGAUGAAGCAUUCCACUCCUAUUAGUAGCCCUGAUUAUGCCAGUAGUUCUUUCUCAAGAACCACUGGAGAGGCUUCAUUGUCAACCUUUGACAUGCCACCUUCACCCUACUUGGUUUAUGAGCAAAAUCCUCUAUAUGAGGGACCAAAUAAAGGGAGGUUGACACCUGCUUAUUCUCCACUUAACCCAAUGGUGUCUGAAAGUGAAAGGCUAGUUUCCCCAGUUAGAAGCAGCAGAUUUAACACAUUUUGGAUUUCUGAAAGUAAAGCUCAUAAUGAAAGGGUUUCUCUAGAUUCCGGAUAUAAAAACUCAUAUGACUCUAAUUCUGAAGCUCCUGAGCUUAUGGUUGAUAAGCUGAUUCAGAGAGAAUGUGGAUCAAGAAGUGGAUUGCUCAAGAUUGACAACAAUCACAAAGAAAGUGAGGUCACUCACGCUAGUGUACGAGAUUCUUUUUCUAUGGCUAGAACAUCUUCAGCACCACCUCCUUUAUGUUCAACUUGCCAGAAUAAAACACCAGCAUUUGGGAAACCUCCAAGACGUUUCACUUACGAGGAGUUGGAGGCGGCAACAAAUGGAUUUUCAGAUGAUAAUCUAUUGGCUCAAGGUGGAUUUGGUAUUGUGUACAGAGGCAUUUUGAGGGAUGGCCAGGUUGUUGCUGUGAAACAAUUGAAGUUUAUUGAUUCUCAGGGAGAUGCAGAUUUCUGUAGGGAAGUUCGGGUACUGAGCUGUGCCCAACACAGGAAUGUUGUGUUGCUGAUUGGCUUUUGUGUUGAGGAAAAGAAGAGACUUCUGGUUUAUGAGUAUAUUUGUAACCGAUCCUUGGACUUCCAUUUAUAUGGGACUGAUUCCUCACGUCUUGAUUUACAAUCACGCCUGAAGAUAGCAGUAGGUGCUGCAAGAGGUUUAAGAUAUCUCCAUGAGGAUUGCAGAGUAGGUUGCAUAAUACACAGAGAUUUCCGGCCAAACAAUAUCCUUCUAACUCACGAUUUCGAACCUAUGGUUGGUGAUUUUGGCCUGGCAAGGUUGCACAGUGAGUGGAACAUGGGCGUUGAGCAGCAAGUCAUAGGCGCUUCAGGGUACCUGGCACCAGAGUACUUUGAUGGCGGAAGCAUUACCGAAAAAGUUGAUGUAUAUGGUUUUGGAGUAGUAUUAAUGGAGUUGAUCACAGGGAAAAAUGUUAAGGAACUGCAGAAAGAUAAGGGACUUUCCUCGUUGGCUCAGCUCUUUAAUCCGUUAUCAGGAUUGGAACCGAAUCAAGUUUUGAAAUCAACGCUGUCCUCUAAACUUCAAAGCAUUCCACCUGAGAUACAGGCAAUGGGUCGUGCAGCCUACUUCUGUCUUCGUAGUGAUCCCGAGUCCAGACCCUCCAUGUCAAAGGUGCUCAGAAUAUUGGAAGGCAGUAACACCCAAAUGCCUAUUGGUUUGGAUUUAAACUCAGUUGGUAGCCAAAGUGGGCAUAUGCAAGGAUUAAGUACUCGUAAACACGCUGAACUGAGAAAAUGCCACUCUCGAAAGCUUUCACAAUGACAAGUUUCUAGGUAUAACGUCACGAAUCAGCUAUCGGAUGUAGAUAUAGAUGCAGCAUCGGACCACAUUCUGUGCAUAUUAACCCUACUUUUAAUUAUCAUUGAUAGUUUAAAGCUGAUGCAUAUUUUGGUGUGAAAUGAACCACAGGUUUUCGUACAAUAGUUCUCGUAAUUUUCUGUUACAUAGCGUUCUUUGUAGUUGUGAUGUAUUUCAUUGUUUGAGCAAGCAAGUUGCUAGCCAAGCAUUAUUAUUGUUCCAAAGUGCUUCUUUCACUUUUGUUUUGUUGGUUUGAUCUACAGUUAUAGAAAUUACAUAUCCUUGUAGUUGUAUAGGUGUUUUAAGCAUUGGCAGCUCUUAAACCUGGAAUUUGUAGUCAACAUCCAUAAUAUCCAAAAAAAAAAUUUUUAUAUAUAUAUUUUUAUUAUGGCUUGUAUUA
This is a messenger RNA of Amaranthus tricolor (Joseph's coat), 2701 nucleotides long. Its product is annotated as inactive protein kinase SELMODRAFT_444075-like. Bases 139 to 2265 code for a protein of 708 amino acids. Gene Ontology annotation, biological process: protein phosphorylation. The record is from RefSeq and is a predicted model, not a curated record. Gene Ontology annotation, molecular function: ATP binding; protein kinase activity. The transcript has 8 exons. Lineage: Eukaryota; Viridiplantae; Streptophyta; Magnoliopsida; Caryophyllales; Amaranthaceae.